Messenger RNA from Dioscorea cayenensis subsp. rotundata (Guinea yam), 1393 nucleotides. RefSeq lists its product as uncharacterized. NCBI's taxonomy places the organism in Eukaryota, Viridiplantae, Streptophyta, Magnoliopsida, Dioscoreales, Dioscoreaceae. The record is from RefSeq and is a predicted model, not a curated record. Gene Ontology annotation, biological process: negative regulation of fatty acid biosynthetic process. The transcript is spliced from 9 exons. The coding region runs from base 1 to 951 and encodes 316 amino acids. Gene Ontology annotation, molecular function: protein binding. Gene Ontology annotation, cellular component: cytoplasm; Cul4-RING E3 ubiquitin ligase complex.
AUGCGUCCUCUUUUUGAGAUCUCCCUUUACAUGUCAGAAGCACUUGUACAGCUAGGCAAACAUAAAGAAGCUUUAGACUAUGCAAUGGCUGCAAAUCACAUAGAUCCAUCCAACUCAGAGGCGAGGGAGAGAAUACAGAAAAUAAGAGCUGAAUUGGAAAAAGAUAGAAAAGACAAUGAGGGAACAGAUAUGACAGAAUUUAGAAAUGGAAGGAUGAGGUCAUUGAGUGAAGUACUUUUGCGGUCAGAGUUGAUCUCUGAUGCAUCUCAAGAAGCGCUACGAUAUGAAAGAGAGGAUUCAGAUUUUGACGAUGAAAUGGAAUUAGACUUUGAAACUUCUAUACUGGGUGAUGAGGACCAUGAAAAUGAGUCAAAUAUGCUUCAUGGAAGUUUGAAUUUGAGAUUUCAUCGAGCAGAUAAUUGGACCAGAGAAACCUGCAGCACAAAUGGUCCUUCAUCGUCCUCUCAAAAUGAAUAUGAUUAUCAGUCAGAAGUUGCAAUCGAUAUGAAGCAAAGAUAUAUUGGCCACUGCAAUAUGGGGACGGACAUUAAACAAGCAAGCUUUCUUGGUCAACUAGGUGAGUAUGUUGCCAGUGGAAGUGAUGAUGGUCGAUGGUUUAUCUGGGAGAAGAGAACUGGAAGACUGAUGAAAAUGCUUGAAGGAGAUCGAGCUGUUGUAAAUUGUGUACAGUGCCAUCCAUUUGAUUGUGCUGUUGCCACCAGUGGAAUUGACAAUACCAUUAAGAUGUGGACACCACAUGGUCAAGUUUCUACUAUGGUUGCUGGAGUAGCCGGACCGGUGACCGCAGAUGUGUUAAGUGCUAUAGAAAUCAAUCAAAGGAAACUACGCCGCAGCCGUGAAACAAUUUUGCCUCUGCAAUUUUUUGAGCAAUUUCCAGUGCAUGAGUUUGCAGAAGGAACUUUUCAUCCGUUUGAGUGUGCUCAGAGCUGAUAUGUCCUAUGAUUGAAGAACAGGAAUGGCCAUUCUCAUUGGAGCAAUGUUGAACCUCAAUUUUGAUGCAUGGCCUUCAUUGUUUGCCCUUGAUUAUCAAGUAAAAGGUUCAUAUGGCUGUCAAAUGGGCUUCCUGCUUAUGUUACAAGUUGCAUUGAUAAGUGUUGAUGGCAUGAUUUGCAGCGGAUUUUAGUGAUAAUAUGUAGCAAUUUGAGAGGUGAUUGUGUUAUACCAAUGCUGAUAUCAAAUAUGCAAGCAGGGAUGUCGAUUUUGGUGCCUGAGGCUGCAGCCGGGUUUUUGUUACUUAUUAGGAGUAUUCUCAAGCUUGCAGCUCACCAUUUUGAGUGUUUCAGACAAAUCACCUGUACAGACGAUUGUAAAUUUACAUAUAUGAUACAUUUAAUGGUAACAAAUAUAUGUGGAACAAGAUAUUGUCUCAAAA